Fusarium graminearum PH-1 is the source of this 2532-nucleotide messenger RNA. RefSeq lists its product as uncharacterized. The record is from RefSeq and is a predicted model, not a curated record. The transcript has 3 exons. Bases 1 to 2532 code for a protein of 843 amino acids. Gene Ontology annotation, biological process: carbohydrate metabolic process. Gene Ontology annotation, molecular function: hydrolase activity, hydrolyzing O-glycosyl compounds. NCBI's taxonomy places the organism in Eukaryota, Fungi, Ascomycota, Sordariomycetes, Hypocreales, Nectriaceae.
AUGAGGAUAUUCAACAUCAUCAUCGCCCUCGCCCUCUCAUGGGUAGUAGUCUCCAGUGCUCCUACCUAUGACGGCUUCGACAUCGUCUGGCAAGACACCUUUGAGGGUCCUGCCGGCUCUCUUCCUGACAGAUCCAAAUGGAUCAUGCAGGACUGGUACAAGGAUCUCAACGGUGACUGGCAAACGUACACAACCAGUCCUAAGAACCAGCAGCUCACCGGUGACGGCUCUCUCCUGAUCAUCCCCCUGAGAGAUUCAUCCGCUACCAAGGGUUGGACAUCUGGUCGCCUCGAAAGUGUAUACACUUUCACCCCUGCCCCAGGAGCACGCACCAUCGCCGAAGCAUCUAUUCGGCUGGGUAGUGCUCCUCCAUCUGGUAAGCAAGGUAUCUGGCCCGCAUUUUGGCUUCUCGGUGAUAGUCACCGAAAGGGAACUCUCAUCUGGCCGACCUGUGGCGAGAUCGAUAUCAUGGAAAACGUCAACGGUGAAACCAAGACCCAAGGCGUUAUCCAUUGUGACAAGAACCCCGAUGGCAUCUGCAACGAGAAUAAUGGUAUCGCUGGUGCGACCAGACUUGCGGAUUCUGGUCAAGAUUUCCACACCUACACUGCGGUUAUCGAUCGAACACCCGGAGACUGGAGGGAUGAGAGUGUCUCCUUCUAUCUCGACGGUGUCCAGUACCACCAGGUCACCGGCGACAGGAUCGGAAAUGAGGAAGUUUGGGGCAAGGUUGCCCACAACUUGAUCCAUUUCAUCUUGAACGUUGCUCCUGGCGAUCCCGAUGAGUCUACCAUGGACGGAUUGGCCAAUGCGAUCGAGGUCGAAUACGUUGCCCACUACCAGUCGACUGGCUCCGGAGGAUCUCCCGCAUACCAGGGUGGUGAGAGUGGUUACAAGAACGGCGGGUAUGGUGAGGUCGUUGAGCCUGUCUACCCCCAGCCGCGACCGCCCUCAACCUUUCCUGAGUACCCCAUGCCCACCACCUCCAACGAUGGCGAAGGCUUUUCUAUCUUGGAAGUUGCUGACCAUCCUGGUCUCUAUCAUAUUCCUGGUGUUCCUGGAUUUCGCGAAGUCAAGGGUCAUCCGGGCCUGUAUGAAACGCCUGACAACAAGCGUUAUCAGGUUCCUGAACUUCCUGGCCUUCGUGAGGUUCCUGGUCGUCCUGGUUUCUAUCAGGUUUAUGGUGCUGAAGACAGUUCUUUGAACUAUCCUCCUCGUCACAAGACACCUACACACCACAACUUCCCAAUUCCUGAGGAGCCGCCUCGACAUGACCAAUCUCAAUACAACUCUUUCCCUUCGCCCAAGUCUGAUGGCUACUAUCGUCCCCCACAUUCGUCUGGUGAUCGCUACUACGGUGGCUCGGGUUCCCGAGAAUCGUCUGAUGAUCGCUAUUACGGUGGCUCAGGUCACAGGGAAUCAACUAUUGUUGGGUAUCCCGGUGGCUCUACGCACGCAGAUCAUACUGGAUCCAGACCAGCACCAGUUCCUGGCCGGAUGACCGAUACUGACAGGAUGAACCAGCUACCGCCGAUGAAUCCUACUCGUGGUAGAUAUGGAUCGCACGCCGAGCACUUCCAAGAAACCUCUCAUCAAGCCCCCUGGCCUCCCCACAGGUUCCAAGAUGGUUACUCACAAGCUCCCGAGUCUGCCCCUCAGUAUCCUCACGGCGCUUAUCAACAGUCUCAUGAUUCAUCUAUCGUUUAUUGUUCAGCCCCUAGUGCCGGAGACCCUAACCAUGGAACGUAUGGUCGCCCAGGUGGAUGGGGUCCUGCAACUGGAAAGCCUUGCCCUGACGGCGCUACAUCCAGGAUGAAGGCUCGCCAGAUUUCGCCUCCUAAUGACGAGGGGGAGGUAGAAUCCAAGGUUAAUUCCACAUCUUCGAAACCGGGUAUGCCGUAUCGCUUCAAGACUCCUGGAUAUCCACCCGCUCCUGCAUCAGAUGCCAUUGCACCAUCUAUAGUCACGCCUGGUGAAUACGGUGGUGUUCAGGCCAAAGACAAGGGCAAAUAUCUUGAUGCACGUGCCGAUUCUCCGGGCAUGCGUUACCGCUUCAAAACUCCGGGCUAUCAACCUGCUCCUGCACCAGACGCCGUCGCACCCCCUACAGUUACGCCUGGUGGAUUUGGUGGUGUUCAAGCUGGAGACAAGGACAAGUAUCUUGAUAGACGUACAGAUGCCCUGGGCAUGCCUGACCUUUUCAAGACUCCUGGAUACCCGCCUGCCCCUGAAGAAAAUGCGGUUGCACCAACUACUGUUACUCUUGGUGAGUAUGGUGGCGUCCAGGCCAAAGAUAAGGCCAAGUAUCUUGGUACACAUGCAGAUGCUCCGAAAAUGCCUUAUCGAUUUAAGACUCCUGGAUACCCGCCUGCUCCUGAGGCAGAUGCUGUCGCGCCGCCUACUGUAACUCCCGGUGAGUAUGGUGGCGUCCAGGCUAAGGACAAGGCCAAGUAUCUCGACCCAAGAGAGGUUGAUGAACCUACUCCUGUCUCUAGCCAAGGCCAAGUCAUUCGUGUUCUCACAUGUGCGUAA